AUGUUCAGGUCAAUGAAGCGAGCUGCAAGCAGGAGUCCCGUUGUCUCCAACCAGGACACCCCGGGGGAGUCCUCUCACGGCAUUGCGUUGCCUCCAAGCGGGGCUGCCCCGAGAGCGGAAGAGCAUCCAACAGGCCCCCCGGCAUCGGCUGCCAGCAAGAAGAAGGGCAAGAGGUCUUCCACGCUUGAUUGCGCCAAGAGCGCUGGACGGACCUACACUGGCGUGUUUGCCAUCGAGGAAGGAGUCAACUUGGACGCCCUGGUCGCCUUGGCAAGCCUGAGAGCUGCGGACACCGUACCGCUCGUCUACCGCGAGGGCGAGGCCGAUGAGUAUCGUGGCAACACCUUGCGACGGGAGCUGUAUUGGCUCAUGCGACGGCUCAACUCCCACAGCAAGAUGCAGACCUACUGGCACGACACUUGUCUGGGAUCCUUGGCAGGUGUACAGGGCCGACGGCUGCCCGGGUUGAGCCACACCUCAGGAGUUCCCGAGGCCUUGGCAAACAAGAUCGAGGACUUGGAGGGCCAAGUAGGCUCUUGCACUUGGGAUGCGACAAAGGGGCUUUUCACCUUCCCCAAGUGGCUUCGCAACGUGCUACGCGCUCCUGGAGGAAUCGAUGUGGACCAGUCCAUGAGCCAUUGCUUCGCCCAGCUGGAGAGGCACCCCGAUGCGGUCUGCCUGCGGUACUACGUGAACAAUCGAGCCGAGUGCGAAGGCUUCACUGGAGACCGGGACCUGGCGAAGAAGCUUUUCCGGGGUCUCAUGAACGGCGGCGGUGCGAACCAUGUCAUGAGUAUCAUGGGCAAGGCUGGCAAGACCGCGGACCAGGUUCCUGCCUUCGUGUGGGAUUUCGCUAAGGAGCAGACCGUGUUGAUGCAGAAGGAUGCUGACGCACAUCCUCAGCUGGCCCAAGUCUUCCGAGCGAACGGCUACCACUGGCCUGCUGCUGCCGUCCAAUCUCUUCUCAAUGAGAGGCACGAGAGGGCGGUUUUGAACCUCAUGGAGAAUGUGGCGCGUCAAUACGGCGAGGUGCAGAGCUACGAGCACGACGGGCUCUACUGUGUGGCCCACGAGCACCUCAGGGAGACGAUGAUGAACGAGAUGAGGCAGAUUGCCUCGGUGUCGACUCAGGCGCCAGCAUCCCUGGACGAAACGUUGCAGUACCUUCAGACCAAGUUCCCUGAGCACGACUGGAGCGUCAGGGAUGAAGGUUGGGAGGAGUUGGAGGACGCAAGGAUUGAGGUACGGCAGCGCUGCUUGAAAGGGGAGACCAACUUCCCGAAGCUGAUUGCAGAUGUCGUGCCGCACCACGUCACCAGCACUGGUUAUCAGGUGCGCGAACUGAUGAAGGCGAUCCCGGUGACAGCUGAUCGCAUGACCCUCAUGACGUACGACAACGGCUGCUGGCGUGACCUCGGCGCUGUGGCCGCCGCCACCCUGGAGGAUGUCAUCCGAGAUGUUCUGAAGAAGUGCAUCGGCAAGAGGCCUGACCAGGGCUGA
Molecule: messenger RNA, 1500 nt
Organism: Effrenium voratum
Lineage: Eukaryota; Dinophyceae; Suessiales; Symbiodiniaceae
Source: the annotation of a GenBank genome assembly